AAAUCAUGCUACCGGUAGCUACAUGUACAUGUAACUACGCCAACACUGAGUCUAAAUACACAAGUGUAUGGGUGAUUGGCAUCACCUACACUUUCCCUUUUAGUUCGGCCAAGGACUCCAUCUCCCAUCACAAUUGCUCAUUCUCUGAUUCUCAUUAACCGCACCCGAUGACGCUGUGGUCCAGUUCAGCUCUUCGUUGUUAGUGUUGGCAGUACAUGCACCCACUACACUGUACAUGUACAUGUACAUUUUAGGCGAACACCCAGUUUGUUUAACAUUUGAGUGGUUUCAAAUUGUCUGCGUAUUGCAUGCUGGUUAGCUGGUGGGAAUCACGACAGACCCAAAAUGAAUAUUAGAGUGUCCUUCCCCGCCCUGGUCCUUCCUGUGAUCCUACUUCAGAUGACCUGUUUGACCUUCGGCCAAGACGUAAGUAGCUCUACAUGUACAAGGCACAAAAGGCACGGUGACAGGACAGGAGAUCAAACAGUCGGGCUGAAUGGUUGUGGUCAAUUCAAAGGCUGUUUCAAUCAGCCCAGCGAGUGUACCGGUGAUGGCUGCACUGCAUAUGUGACCUGGGAAACGCUCCCCUCUGGAGAGAGUCGCUUUUCCUUGAGGGCACGAGCCGACGGUUGGGUAGCCGUGGGAUUUAGGCCUGCGGACGCCACAGGUAAUGGAAUGAUUCCAGCUGAUGUGUAUGCAUGCACCAGUAGAGAACAAGUGAGAAGGUCGAUAAAUCAGCGUCUCGAUGGAAGUCUGAACUCAGUAGCCAGGCUUCCGCCUAACGAUACCGUGUCCCUACAAAAUGCAUCGUCUUCCAAUGGGGUGAUCACUUGUACAUUCACAAGGAAGCCCAACUUUGAAGGGGAUGAGUCUUUCUACGACAUUGGUGGCAACAAUCAAUACUUUAUCUUACUGGCUUACGGCAAUAGCAUUCAAAGCGAUGGAACAAUCCAAGGCAAUAUUCAUGCAGAAAGAUGGUCGACAGCAGAAGCACGAAAUUUGCAAACAGAUUUUUCCAGACCUAUGGCAGAAGGGGAAGCACUGCCCAAGGCCCAUGCGUCUCUGAUGGUGAUUGCUUGGUUGGGUUUUGCCAGCGUUGGUAUCACCAUGGCCCGUUUCUUCAAGCCGAUGUGGCCCAACUCCAAACUCUUGGGCACUAAAGUCUGGUUUGCACUUCACCGGAUCUGCAUGGUUUCCUGCGUGCUGUGCUUCAGUGUUGCAUUCGUCUUGAUCUUUGUGCACCUGGAGGGCUUUGUCGAAUUAUCGGAGACGCUGUCUGUCAUCCAUGCCAUUUGUGGUAUUGCAGUGACUGUCUUGGGCAUCAUCAACCCCAUCAUGGCUCUCUUCCGACCCCACCCAGGAACGGCCAACCGACCCAUCUUCAACUGGGCACACUGGGGAGUUGGCACUGGAGCACACCUCUUGGCAUUGGCAACCAUCUUCAUCGGCAUUGGCAUCAAUGGCUCCAGCCUCUUAGACGGGCUUCCAAACUAUGUCUUCAUCGUUAUGGUGGUUUUCAUCGUAUUCCACAUUGUGAUGUGGAUCCUGUUUGAAAUCCAGCGCUGUAUGACGGAGAGUCAGGGACGUACCAACGAUGUCGCGCUGAAGUCAUCCGGUGACUCGACUAAUCAUUUAGCUGUUGAUGUGGACUCGGACCCACCAACCGAUGACUUGAUGGUGGAAGGUCCCUGUAUAUCGCAAGUAACUGAAGAGGGCUCAACGGCCAAGACCAUUCUUCUCUGUGUCUAUGCGGUGGGCGUCAUCGUCGCUGUCGUCUUCUUUGUCAUCAGCUUUGCGAUCAAUUAGAUGAAAAAAUGGAAAAAACUCUCCGAAGAUGGGAAAUGAAACAAUGAACUUGCAAAAUGCGAUCACACAAACAUUACGCGUACUACUUACUAGUGGAAUGAUGGUCCCAACUUGAAAAAGAUUCUUAGCCUGUCAAAACUUGGUCGAGUUGGAGAUCGCACCUACCGAAACAUUUUCCUCGAAAUUGAAAAUCACGUCACCUGGGCCACAUCAUCACUGAAAGGUGUGGAGACGGAUGUGGCCAGUGUGACUAGAAAUUAGUUCUUUGGUAAGAAUUACAUUGGGCAGUUUUGUAUUUUACCAUUUUGAGACUUAGCACCCCUCCCCCUUUACUUUUUGGAGAAAAGAACAUAUUGCAUGAGUUCUGAUUUGUGUAUAAAUUGCCAUGUUCUCUUUGUAUUGUAUUUUUCUGUGUGGAUUUUCCAAUAAGAUUUGCGUCAGUGUCCACAAGCUUCUUUGGUAAAAGUGCAGUGAGAUAUUGUGUCAGUUUUGUGGACUGAUUGGUGGUGGGGUUCACCCUAGAAAUGUCUUCAGCUGGAUUGACCUCAGAAAUUCAUUUCUGUAUGUAGAUAAAAAUGGUAUUUGGUUGUACAUAUUCAGAAUUGGUCUUCCUGCAAUAGAUGUAAAAAGUAACACAGUUAGUGAUCUGAAUGUGGGUGAUUCCAUAAAUGAGUAGCCCCAUGAACUUUGUAGUCCUUAACAUAUUUUUUUUACUUGUUACUACCAAAGAGUGAAAUAUUUGCCAGAGAUUUUAGGUGAGUUGAAGCACUUGAACCAAAACUUCUGGUAGCAAAGGGUGAAAUGUCAAGCCAUUUUCUGAAAGUAUGGGUGUCCUAAUAACAGAUUUGUACGUAAGGGGGCAUCAAAGCUGUCCAACAUUUUAUAAUUGUUUCAAAAAUGUGUGAUUUGGGGCUCUCGUAUGCAUCAUGUACUACCCUGUGUAUGAAAAUGUGUCCUACAUUGUGUUAAAGUAGUAAUGCUUUAGAAUAGCAUUACAUUUGAAUUUGUGAAGGUUUGUUAGCUGAAUUAGAUUCAGAGUUUGUAACCCAAAUAUUUUUCAUGUGAAAACAAAACCCACUUUAUGGAAUCUUCUUGCAUGUGAAAUUUGUGAAAUGUUUCCGAGAAAAAAACAACAUUUGGCUUCACUGUCCAAACGUAUCACCGUUACUUUAUAGCCCACUUAAUAAAAGUGUGACAUUUUAAAAGCAAGCUUGGAACCAUGUUAACAUGGGCCAUUUCUAGGUUGACUUGUAGUGUCCCCUAAAUACAUACAUAUUUAUGCACAAAAUUAUUUUUUUAUGCUAAGCAAGGUAUUUUCGCAAUAAACAAGUGUAAUCCUGGAGACAAGUGAAAAUCAGUUUGGAAUAAUAUACCUUGCUCAGUAUGACAAAGAAAUAAUAGAUUUGGUGUCCCCUUACAAGUAAAACAGUGAAUGGACUUUUACGUAGUAUUUUGGCUUUUCCGGGAUAAUACAAUGCGAUAGUGGCUGCAAUCACAGAGGAAUUUCAUUAUCUUUAUUUUUACAAGUUUGCACUCUGAUUUAUGGAAUUACCUGUGUUCACGUUUCUUUAAAACUUAUUUGAAGGCAAGGAUCUUUAUGCCUAAAUUUAGGUUUAAUCUGAACAUAUGUGUUUGUGGAUUUAGUUGUUUUACACUAGGUAUGUGAAAAUUUUUAUUAUUACGUGGUUCUUCCAGAUGUACAGUGCAAUGGGUUACCAUAAGCUGAGAGAUCGGAAUCAGAAGUAAUGGUCAACGCAGGAUUUUUCUUAUGUAGCUUUAUAACCAUUUAAAUGAACUGCACAUGCGAGUUCAAUGCCUCGCUAUCAAAAAAAGUUGAGUCUUUGGUUCCGAGAUAUGUUAGAUGCUGCCUUUUGGGGGCCCAUAGCCAAGAUGUAGCAUUUGCACUUCCAAUGAAACAUAGACCCAUGCAAUUAACAAAAACAGUAAGUACUAGCACUUGUCAACUUCAUUUGCAAAGUUUUAUAUUUUUCUACACAACUAAAAAUUAUCUGACUUCAAAGUGUUGAAAUCAAGUAUUAGUGAGCACAUUUCAGUGAGGAAUUGUUUAAGUAUCUUCCAGUUAGUUACGGUGAAGAGUAUGUCUUUAAUUCAAAUAAGCAUAUUUACUCAGUGAUCUUUGACCUUUUCGUCAAUUAUAGCACAAUAGUCAGGCUGCAUCUGUAUUACUUCACUGUGUCUGCCACUUUCCAUUGUCGGGUGUAAUUUCAAGCCAAAGUGAAGUAAUUUGGAUACAGUCAGCAAGAGUGACAACAGUUUUUGUAAUUGAUACAUUACAAUGACUGUCCACAGCUCCCUGUGCUGUGCUAUUGAUAAAAAGCAAUGCAAAUUACCUUAGUAGACUUGUCCCGAGUACCAGUCAUUGAGAAGAUCACUUAAACUAUCAGUGAUCAGACCCUGUUGGCUGGAAGACUUGGGGGGAGGCCUUGGGGGGAGGCCUUGACAGACGUGACCCAUCAUGACAAACUGAGAGUUAAAGUCGCACCCUGCACUUUCCUAUUUAGAGGGUUCAAAGUCACUGAAGUGGAGGAAUAUUUGGGGCUUUGUAACAUUGAGAGAGAGUAACCCAUCGCCUGGUUAAUUCCAAAUAUUUUGCAGGCAGUGUUCGUGCCUGGUCAGAAAUGUUGAAACAAUGUUAGAAAUAGACACCAAGCAGCCGCAAUAACGUCUCGUUGCCACUUAAUCCUUUUACCCUCAGCGCUCCGUGUAUGCAUAAUUAGAAAGCUCUUUCUGCUGACUUCAAAAGUACCAGCAUCGCAAUUUUUUGAAAAUUCCAACCUUCAGCUCAUUUUGUGGUGACAGGUCACAAAAUUAACAGCUAAAACAACCUUUUUUCAAACAAUGCCUUUCAUCCAAACCUUCACUAUACCUGAUAUUGUACACAGACACUCUGACAAGAUUGCAACACGUUAUUCUCUGUGCAUGACAGUGCAGGUCGGUUUCCAGUAUAAAUUUGGUUUAAUAUUUCUACUCUGUAUAUCUUUAGCGAUGUUUGUAUACUACAUGUUGGAAGAGCGAUGUAACAAUGAUGAACGUGGGCUUUGUAUCAUAGCUGCAGAAAACAUGAGAUUGCUGGGUUACCGACAAAAGCUGGUACGGGAUCUGUAUCACUUGGUACUGAUUCAAUUUGCCUUGUACUGAUUAAAUUCUGCUAGACGGCUGUCCAACUGAGCGCAGUGCAACAACAGACCCCAGAUGCUUUAUUGUCACGUUGCUACAAAUAUGAAUUGACACUUUUCAGAUUGUUUUAAUAAAGACGACUUUUAGAA
Messenger RNA from Acanthaster planci (crown-of-thorns starfish), 5093 nucleotides. Its product is annotated as ferric reductase 1-like. Lineage: Eukaryota; Metazoa; Echinodermata; Asteroidea; Valvatida; Acanthasteridae. The record is from RefSeq and is a predicted model, not a curated record.